AUGGGAAAUCGCCGGGAAUAUAGAGUGACACCGCACCCAGCAACAAGGAAGUCUCCGGCGGAGAUCCUAAUGGGAAGACAACUUAGAACAACGCUAGAUAUCCGUAAAACGAAAAAUAAAGAGAGUGGUAAUAGCGCGUAUAGAGAGCGUAUGAUCGCCGACUAUAAUAAAAGGGGGAGAAAGGAGAGAAGUUUUACUGUCGGCCAGCAAGUCUAUAUUAGGAACUAUCAAAAAGGGGACAAGUGGAUCCCAGGAAUAAUCACUCAAGUACUGGGCAGUCGAAUGUAUGACGUUCACUUUGGGACAGGCAGUCGUAAAGUACAUACGGAUCAGUUAAAAGAGAGGCUCGUACCAGAUGACGAAGCUAUGUUGACGACGCGGAAAAGAAACCAAACACUUGAAGAAGAAUUGCCGCAAAGAAGAUCGGGUCGAACACGUAAACUAACCGACAAGAUGCAGGGCUAUGUAGAAGAAAUGGAAAGAUCGAUGAGGGCGAAAACACGUAUAAACAAGACAGACAUGAUAAGCCACGUUGGUGGUGGGGAGAGGAUAAAAGGCGAGGAAGCGGUGAGGUGGCCAUUUAUGUGGACGUAUACACCGCCGCCCUACCAGCCGUCGCCGACGCCGCCGCCCUACCAACCGCCACCGAUGCCUGCAGGACAACUGCACACUGGAACCAGCCCAGCACCGAUUGUUAUUCACCUUAUCACGCCGCCGACGGCCGCAAAUGUAGAGCCGCUGUUCGUGGACGUCCGCGUUAUCGAGGAACUUUCAAUGGAACCCGAGGAGGAAUGGGAGCUCGAGGAGGCCGAAGAAGACGGCAGGCGAUGCGCCAGGAGAUCCAAGAGCUGCGCAUGA
Messenger RNA from Cooperia oncophora, 858 nucleotides. The record is from the annotation of a GenBank genome assembly. NCBI's taxonomy places the organism in Eukaryota, Metazoa, Nematoda, Chromadorea, Rhabditida, Trichostrongylidae.